CGGAAGCAGCUGCCCGGCAGCCGAAAAGGAUGGCUAGGGCUCCACGGUGAGGCAGGGAGGGGUGGGCUGCGCCGAAGCCGGAGCCUGAGCCGGAGCCCGAGCCGGAGCUGGGGCCGAAGCCGGAUUCCAAGCGCUACCAUGUCCACCCAGAGACUUCGGAACGAAGAUUACCACGACUACAGCUCCACUGACGUGAGCCCCGAGGAGAGCCCGUCGGACGGCCUCAGCAACUUCUCCCCUGGCUCCUACCAGCGUUUUGGGGAAAGCGGCAGCACAACAUGGUUCCAGACCUUGAUCCACCUGUUAAAAGGCAACAUUGGCACAGGACUCCUGGGGCUGCCUUUGGCGGUGAAAAAUGCAGGCAUCUUGAUGGGUCCCCUCAGUCUGCUGGUGAUAGGCAUUGUGGCCGUGCACUGCAUGGGUAUCCUGGUGAAGUGUGCUCAUCACUUCUGCCGCAGACUGAACAAACCCUUUGUGGACUAUGGGGACACUGUGAUGUACGGACUAGAAUCCACCUCCAGCUCCUGGCUCCGGAACCACGCUCACUGGGGAAGGCACAUUGUGGACUUCUUCCUGAUUGUCACUCAGCUGGGAUUCUGCUGCGUCUAUUUUGUGUUUCUCGCUGACAACUUUAAACAGGUGAUAGAAGCUGCCAAUGGGACCACCAACAACUGCCAUGACAAUGAGACUGUGAUUCUGACGCCCACCAUGGACUCCAGACUCUACAUGCUCACCUUCCUGCCCUUCCUGGUGCUGCUGGUCUUCAUCAGGAACCUCCGCGUCCUAUCCAUCUUCUCUCUGUUGGCCAACCUCAGCAUGCUGGUCAGCCUGGUCAUGAUCUACCAGUUCAUUGUUCAGAGCAUCCCUGACCCUAGCAACCUCCCCUUAGUGGCAUCCUGGAAAACCUACCCUCUCUUCUUUGGCACGGCCAUCUUUGCAUUUGAAGGCAUUGGAAUGGUGCUGCCCCUUGAAAACAAAAUGAAGGAUCCUCAGAAAUUUCCACUCAUCCUAUACUUGGGGAUGGCCAUCGUCACCACCCUGUACAUCACACUGGGGAGCCUGGGCUACCUGCAAUUUGGAGCUGACAUCCAAGGCAGCAUCACCCUCAACCUACCCAACUGCUGGUUGUACCAGUCUGUCAAGCUGCUCUACUCCAUCGGCAUCUUCUUCACCUACGCACUCCAGUUCUACGUCCCGGCUGAGAUCAUCGUCCCCUUCUUUGUGUCCCGAGCGCCCGAGCACUGCGAGCUGGUGGUGGACCUGUUCGUGCGCACUGUGCUGGUCUGCCUGACCUGCAUCUUGGCCAUCCUCAUCCCCCGCCUGGACCUGGUCAUCUCCCUGGUGGGCUCCGUGAGCAGCAGCGCCCUGGCCCUCAUCAUCCCCCCAAUGCUGGAGAUCACCACCUACUACUCAGAGGGCAUGAGCCCCCUCACCAUCGCCAAGGACGCCCUCAUCAGCAUCCUGGGCUUCGUGGGCUUCCUGGUGGGGACUUACCAGGCCCUCAAUGAGCUGAUCCAGCCAAGCAGUGCUCCUAUCUCCAUCAACUCCACCAGUGCCUCUGUAUAGUGACCUGGGUGCAUUCUCUGAACCUGCCUACCCCACCCCUGCGUGUCCCCCAGCACCUGUCCCAGAGCUUUGGUGCGGUCCAGCCUCUGGGAAAUGCAGGCUCUGUCUGGGCCCCCUUCUACCUGGCACCUGGGUACCCUGGCCAGGGUAAGACUGGGUCAGGGCGGGGCAGGGAGACACCUGGGAGGUAUCACUAGUGACAGCUCUAUCACUGCUCAUUUGUACUUACUUUAACCCAGAACGUUCAGUUCUUCCCCUCCUCAUGUCCUCUCCCUUAGCACCUCACCCGGAUUCUUCCUAUUGCACAGCUCACUUUAAAAUUUUUGGUAUCCUGUACCGGUGUUUUCUCCUGUCCUAGGCCAGACUUAGAGUAAAUAAGUGGGAACUCCCCUCUUUAUAAAGCCAGGUCUCUUUCUUAUCUCUUUCCCAAAAUUGUACCUCAGUAUUCUACCUUUUCAAGCCUCCAGGGAGCAUCUGGAUCUACCUAGUACUUCAAAACCAGCCCCCCAAGCUGGAGAGUUUUUAAUCUUUUCUCUUUCUGGCUUGCUGGGACCUUUGGGCCACACCUUCUCUUGAGUUCUUCCACGCAGGUCACAACACUAUAUUCUUAAUUGCUUUUGCUCUUAAAAGAUACGCAGUGCUGUGGAAAUUGAAAGUAUUUAUAUUUUAUUUAAGAUUAGGGUUUUGGUUUUAGACUCUGACUCUGGAUCUGUGGUUAUUAUGAAUUGUUUCUUUUUCAGUAAACUUUUACUCAGCUCCUCUUGCUGAAAAGAAACUUGCUCUGGAAAAUGUCCGUUGAGGCGCUCAGCACCCUUGGCUGAGCACCCGAGGGGUUGAAGCGGGAUCACCUGCAUGCGGGCCUCCAUGAGGAGGCGCGCGUUUUCUCCCAUUGGUCAGCUUGGUCUCGUGCUGAACAUGAGAGUGUUAGGGAAACGCUUGUGUGUGCACUAGGCCCAAGGCACGCGUGGCCGCGUGGCAGAGGUGUUGGUCAAGGGAGGCUUAUCCUGUGGUUGCUUAGUACAUCUAGGCCCAUUUUUUUAUCUCAGCACCUGACAAGAGAAAGGGAUGGCAGGGUUCACCCAAUGGGAGGACACCCACUCUGUUGCCAUGGGUGGGAAGUUGAGGUCAGCGUGCACAGAGUCUGGCAUUAAGUUCAUAGAAUUUGGCAAUGAUCUGACACUGUGCACGGGGCUUGCUUGGUUUUUUACAGUCAUGGGGGGAGGGCAGAAGCAAUGCCCCACCCCAGCUGCCUCUGUGCCCUGGACCUUAAAAGGAACCAGUGAACACUAAUUGUUUCCCCUGUCCUUUCCCAGGUGUCCUGAGCAGCCUAGUGCUGGCCACCUCAAGGUCAGCCUGCAGAUUAGGGAGCAACCUUCGGAGGGGGCGCAGAGAGAUGUGGUGCCUGGCUCUGGCUGCCACUUCCUUCCUCGUGGCGUGAGAAGUGUUUCAGAUGGGCAUUUGUUGACUACCUGGCUCUUGGACCAUGUGUGUGUGUGCGCGUGUACGUGUGUGUGCGCGUGUGUAACAGCGGCUUCCAUGUCUCCUGCAUUCCCGUCGCCAGCCCUCGCUUACCUGUAGGUAUGAUUUGUCUGGAGAGCUGUUCAAGGGAAAGCAGGAGAUUCAUCAGGGAUGUGUUUUUGUGUUUCACCGGAGCCCACAAGGGCUGCGACGCCCCCUCACAGCCAGCUUUUCCUUUCUCUGCUCUUCCAAGACCAACCGAGCUGAUAAGGCCUUACCUUCCUGGUAAGGGGAUGGGAAGAGUGGACCCUCUCCUGUCCCAGCCUGCCUCAUCACUUGAUGACUUUGGAAGAUGUCACCUUUGUUUACUUCUUCUCCCUUGGGAGAAUGACACUUUUCACCCACUCUUUUUACUCUUUGGUUGUCUCUAACAGGUGCUUAUGUGACCAAGGUCCCAGCCUGGAAUAGCAGAGGCCCUGCUCUCUGAAGUCUCAGGUCUCUAGAAGUUACCAAAGUGGGCUCAGAAAUUGUCACCUCCUGUUCCCAGACUUGGGCUCUGGCAGCCCAACUGUCAGCCCACCAUCUUCCUGUAGCCAUCCCGAGAGUUGCUUUCAGCAGGCAGGCACUUGCCAGUAGAAGGGGUCAGACUUGUGUCCUUCCCAUGGCUUCCUCCAUCAUUGGAGGCCUCUGUUUGCUCAGAGCUGCUAGAAGCAACUCUGUCCAGGCAAGUGUGAGGUUGGGGCUGUGAGGCUGGGACCUAGGAGCAGGACAGCAGGAUACUGAGGUCCUCCAGCUCCAGCCCUUAGCCACCUGUGGGCUGUUGCUUCCAGGCCCCUGGCCCAGAGAAGAUGUGUGGGAGAGCUGGCCCUAGCUUUCUGGUUUCCAGGAGCUCAUUUGGCAUGCCUGUGCCUGCUUGAGCUCUUUCUUGUGUUCCUGUUGCGUUGACAACCUGAAUGCAUGGCUAUUUCAGAAAACCCAGGUGAGUUGACUCAUUAGGGUCUUCCUGACUGUGUGGUCGCACAGCUUAUGGGCAAGGAGGGAAGCCAGAUGGUGGGCUGGGGAAGGCCCUUCCUCCGCCGCUGCAAGGAGCCCUGGGAAGCGCUUUUGCUGCCCCCAGUGCUCGGUGAGUCAGAGGGCUUUCCUGUGUCUUCCCUUUGCUGGCUGAGAGCUGGCGUCCCAGCCAUUCACUGUCUCUGACUCUGGCCCCUCGGGAGAGUGCACCUGGAUAAAUAAAAAGCUGAUCUCGGAGCCAUGGUUUUCCCGAGUACGAGGCUGCGAGACUGCAUGCAGGAUGCACCAAAGACAGACUGCAGGGUUCUGUUCCUGCUGCCGUCUCUGGUUCAGUCCCCGGUCCCCAAUGAGCCCACAGGCAGCUUUCUCAGAAUCCUCCAAAUGCUGCGGUUGGGCACAGGAUUACAGCUGGCAGUGCCCCUUCUCGUAAAUGCAGACACUUGGUGGAAACAGUGUGACCUGGCAUUGGCUGUUCACUCUUCCUGGAAGCUGUCACCAUUCACAAGUGGCAUUAUUUCUAUUGUGCUGCUGUCCAGCUGCUAAGAGCCCUUCCCCUACACAAGCCCUGGUCAGAUGUGAGACCUGACAGCACAGCUUAGCGCAGACCCCCGCUCUCGUGUCUCACGGCUCCAGCCAAACCCGCUGGCUGGUGCCUGCUGCUCACCCUCUACCCCUGUGAAAGGUAAUAGUGUCAGUGUGAUAGGUGGUAACAGUCAUUAGAAAAAUCACCCCCCUCCCUAUGGUCUCAUCUUAAUUUUUGCUUCUCAAAUUCGUCUUUCCUCCCGUGUCACUGGCGUCUGACACUACACAUCCCCUCAUCUUUCUCGGAAGUGAAGCUUCUCACUUCUCUCUGUUUCUAGGGCUCUCUAUUCCCUGUUCCUGGCAAGGGCUCUGUACCUGUGGUUUUCUUUGAUGGCAGAUCUCAGUGUGUCCCCAGAGGGACACAGUGCUGCUUCAUCCAACAGGAGACCGGCAGUACGGAAACAGCAGACUGUGGUAAUCAGGAGGGUGGCUUCAAGUCGCCUUAGAAUUUAAUUUUCCAAAGUACAUUACAAAUCUCUGAGACCAUUAGAGGAAAGUAAUGCAAUGUGGGUUGCCUUUGAAAUCAUGGUCAAUACUUUUUAAGACAAUUAGUCUUGCUGGUUGCAAGGUUGUUUGCUCUGGCAGCAUUAGCCUCUUGGGGGGUCCUUCCUUUGUACCCCUGAGUCAUUCCUGGCCAAAGGACAUAAAUGGUGCUGAUACGAAGUUAUCAGAUGAAGGGAGGUAUUGUUAUCUGUGUUCUUUGGUGUAAAUCAAGGUGAAGCAAUUUUCUUCUGAUAAACAAUGAAAUCAGGUGACUGUAAUAAACUGUGUUGAUGGACAUAUGAAUCCGAGGAAUCAGAGAACUACCGUAAACAAAAUCUGGACAGCAGACAGAACUGUGUAUGUGAUGUGCCCACAGAGAUGGAUUUCCAGCAUGGUAUGCGUAGAGAUGUGGAUUAUGCCAGAAUGUGUAGAAGAUUUUGUUUUGGGUUGCGCACAUGAAUUAUGUGUUAAACUUUUUCUUUUCAAUAAAUGAAUUGUAUUUUUUAUUUUUGAGA
Molecule: messenger RNA, 5615 nt
Organism: Sciurus carolinensis (gray squirrel)
Lineage: Eukaryota; Metazoa; Chordata; Mammalia; Rodentia; Sciuridae
Gene: Slc36a1
Product: solute carrier family 36 member 1
Exons: 11
Coding region: 139-1566 (475 amino acids)
Biological process (GO): glycine transport; proline transmembrane transport; proton transmembrane transport
Cellular component (GO): vacuolar membrane
Molecular function (GO): L-alanine transmembrane transporter activity; amino acid:proton symporter activity; glycine transmembrane transporter activity
Source: RefSeq, a predicted model, not a curated record